Molecule: messenger RNA, 715 nt
Organism: Phacochoerus africanus (Common warthog)
Lineage: Eukaryota; Metazoa; Chordata; Mammalia; Artiodactyla; Suidae
Product: antileukoproteinase-like
Exons: 4
Coding region: 40-495 (151 amino acids)
Biological process (GO): antibacterial humoral response; innate immune response
Cellular component (GO): extracellular region
Molecular function (GO): peptidase inhibitor activity
Source: RefSeq, a predicted model, not a curated record
AAGCUGCCACAGGCCACCACAGCCCCACCUGCCCUCACGAUGAAGCCCAGCAGCCUUUUCAUCUUCCUGGUGAUAUUUGCCUCUGGAUUCCUGAUGUCCUGGGCUGUGAAAGGGGCUGGCGAAGAGGAGUUGGAGUCUUUCAAGCCACAUCCAGGAAAAACUAAACGUGGAUCCUGCCCCUUCAUACGCCCUGCAAUGUGCCUGGUAUAUGAACCCCCUGAAUGCCAGAAUGACUGGCAGUGUCCAAAGAGGCAAAAAUGCUGCCGUGGCACUUGUGGCAUCAAAUGCUUGGAUCCUGUAAACCCAUCAAAGUCAGUUAAGGUCAAUCCUGGGAAGUGUCCUGUGGUCACUGGCCAGUGUAAGAUGCUCAACCCCAUAGACCACUGCCAGAAUGACAGCAACUGCCUGAAUGGUCUCAAGUGCUGCAAGGGUAUAUGUGGGAACAUAUGUGUCCAGCCGGUAAAAGAUGUAUCCUUGCCAGUUCAAUAUGGUUAGGACUUUCCGGUCCAUGUGGUCUGGGGAUUUCUUUUUUCCCCAAGCCUGAAAAAAAUGAAAACACCUCGGUGAAGAUGUGGCUUUGUGACCUAUACUUCGUUGGGGGCCAAGUUUUGAAUAUUUUACCUGUGUAUUCCCAGUAUCCAACGUGAAGUUUGGUACAUGGCAGGAAAUGUCUGUUGAUUGGCAAAUAAAUAAAUGCUCAAGGUUUUCUCUGAAA